AUGGCUCAACCUCAGACGCCGGAAAGCUUCGCAAACGAAGAGAAGCUCGUACCGCCCGACGUGUACGUCAAGGAAAAUUACGUUCAGUCGGAGUCGCAGAUCACUCAAACGGAAAAUGACGGUCGCCAACCAGUCCCACUGUCUUGGAAACUCGCCUCCGUCGUCCUCGUCACCGCGAUUGGCUUCGGGUCGCAAUGGAGCUCUGGUGUGACCUCUUCUAUGAAGAGUACCAUCAAGAAAGAACAGUACAUCAACAACACCCAAUUCUCGCUCUUGGAGGCUAGCGAGGAUUUCAUGGUCACUACUUUGAUGCUUGUUAGUGGUAUAGUGACUGACCGAAGUGGCGGAGCCGGUAUGUCUGAAUCGAAGAAUGGGAGGGCUUAUCGCUGA
Molecule: messenger RNA, 390 nt
Organism: Fusarium fujikuroi IMI 58289
Lineage: Eukaryota; Fungi; Ascomycota; Sordariomycetes; Hypocreales; Nectriaceae
Exons: 1
Coding region: 1-390 (129 amino acids)
Source: RefSeq, a predicted model, not a curated record